Lepisosteus oculatus (spotted gar) is the source of this 3158-nucleotide messenger RNA. Lineage: Eukaryota; Metazoa; Chordata; Actinopteri; Semionotiformes; Lepisosteidae. The record is from RefSeq and is a predicted model, not a curated record.
AGGCAUGACGAUAGAGGGGUAAGAUGGGUAUCCAUGACAGCCUAGUUGUUGUUGUUAGAUGGUGCUAAACUAGCUUUGGGUUGAAAACAUUAAAACAUUUUAAGAGGGUGGUAUGGUCAACCGUCCAUCUUCCAGAAAAAUACAAUUCACAGCUAAUUAGAACUUUUGUAUUUCUGAAUAUGUCGUUUUUGAAAAAAACGUAGACAUUUCUGUCCUUAGGUGACUUAAUUCCUCUGCUAUAUUCACCCCGUUCUAGACGUAUCAGUAUAAAAUUGGCCAUAUUCAAGUAAACAGACAUCCUACAGGACUGAGGACUUGAGUAGUGGAGCUCACGGAAAGUGAGAACGAUGGUACACCCCCAGCGAAAGAGGCAACGGGGACGGGAAUCAGAGGAUAGCUUAACGGAGGACCUAUCGGAGAGGGAUAUGGGGAAAUUGUGAACAAGAAAAUGAUUUCGAGAUACAGCAGACGACCUGUGUCACACAGCCUGGAGAUACGUGGGCUUUCUCGGAGCAGUUUGGAUAAUCACCCACUCCCAGAGGUGGAUGAUGACAACCUAUCUCCAUGCUACCUGCAAGACCUUCAAGAAGCUGUCCCUACUGACAACAGCAGCAACUCGGAGAGUUCAGAGGUGUCAGGGGGGUCAAGCUGCCCAACGUUGACUGCAGGUGAUACAACACGAUCUUGGUCUGGGAUCCACAGCUACACUGGCACUGGGCUCUCCACCGAGCGAAGCUCUGUCUUCUCUUGGGGCUACGAUGAGUUUGACAAGGCAGCGUCACGGCAGGUACAACAGAUGUUUGAGGAGAUCGACAAGGAGCUCUACAAGGAAGGGGCAGGUGGGCAGCUGCGUGGACUGCAGGAGGAGUGCCAGCAGUGGAAGUCCAGGUUCUCCCACCUCCGGUAUGUCAUUCUGUGCUGCACGUGUACACAGUACAUUGUAGUGUUAGACAGGGAUCAUUUUUAUAAUGGCGUCUCUCUGUCCAGGCUGAGUGUGCAAGGACGGAAGGCCGUGUUGUCCAAGCCCUGUGCAGAUGCUGACACGCCCCCUGGAGCACCCCCUUGGCUGAAGAGUGUGGAUGAGCCACGGGUGAUUGCAGCAGAGGGGCUGGUAGAGGAGUACCUUGCCUUUGACUGCAGGGACCUGGAGGAGGAGUGGGAGAGGGGGAAGGUAGGGUUCCGCAGGAGGAAGGGUCUUCCCCCGGUGUCUCCAUGCCACUGUCGGCGUCAGGCGGUGCUGGACCUGCUGUUCGAUGAUGUCUGGAGAGAACUGGUGGGCUGCAUGGAGGAGCUGGUUCGCAGGCUCUGGGAGGGCUGUAGCUCUGAUGACGAGAGGAAUGCUGUGACAGUCAUCCCUGUGCGUCCAGAUUCAGACAGUUCAUUCCUGCCGGCGGUGCAACUGAGAGUCAGCCAGCCCAGGGCCCCCUCUUUCUCCACCAGCCUACAGCCACAGAGCACAAAGUCAAAGCACAAGUCCAGCCGGAAAUCCAAAAGGCAGAGAAAGCCUCCUCCUUCCAGCAGAGUGCCUGGGAGUGCCCACCACAACCUCAAUGGCCUCAUCGUCAUCCACGGGAUCCCCCUACAGCAGAGGACCCUGGGAGUCUUGGAUAAAACACAGGAAUCAGAAGAGAGGAUGUCUCAUCGUCCGGGUUCGAGUGCCAUCCCCUCCAGCAGAUCUCGUCCUCGCCGGCAGCUGGAACAGAGCUCUUCCUCACUGUCACGUCCCCCACAGUCUGCCCGGCGUCGGAACCCUCCUCCACGAACCCUGCACCCCAUCACCCCUGGUCUGUCACAGUCCGGCACCCUGGGGUCCAUGGAUGAGGUCAUUCGUGGAACACGCCUGCACACUGCAAGCGACCGCCUGGCCUCCCCCCCAAUGCCCUUGAGCCGCAACAACCUACUUCCACCUAUCGGCACAAGUGACGCUGAUCCCCCACCCCCGGGACAGAGCCUCCGUCAGGUUCAGAGGCAGCGGGGGUCCUCCAGCAGAGCACACAGCGCAGUGCCGGACGAGACGGGGGCCCAGCCCCCCCGCGAGAGGCUUCAGACGCUGGACGUCUUCUCACGCCCCAACACCACUCACACCUUCCGGUCAGACACUCCGUACCGGCGAUCUUUCACUGUGCUGGACAGCGUUGGACAGGGCCGCCUGGGUAGGUCGGCAGGCACAGAUUCGCUGGGUAUUGGGGUUACUGGUAUCAGCCUGGGCAUCAGCAGUUCCUCCUUCCUGGACUCCUUCCAGCACCAUGUGCUCGGGCAUUCACCCAUUGAAGAUGAGGAGGAGCCUGAUUCAUCCCUGCCCCCACCAGCUCUGCUGGUUCCUGUGCCUGUUCCAGCUCGCUCCUACUCCAGGGGUGGCUACACUUCACGGAGCAGCCGACAGGGGCUAUAGCACCUUCUACAGAUACAAUGUUGUACUGCAACACGCCACAAGGACAAACCGCCUGCACAGCACACAGGAUUACCUGGGUACACGGACGCUUUAUAAAGCAGCUUUUAUGAAUGCAUAGUUUUUUAAAUGCCCUAUUUUUGUACACUGAAUUACAAUUUAAGUGGCUGCCAAAGACCGUAAGCAAUUUGCCUAGUUUUACAGUUGCUACCAAUGUCUAGAUGUUAUCUUUUGUCUCUCCUCCACAGAUAAUGCACAUUUUGACAUUCCUGGUCUAUGAUGGAACAGAUAAGCAGCAAAAAAUGUGACUAUUUUAGGUGGGUCAGGUUUGCAUAAUGAUGGUUUGAUAGUAUUGUACCACAUAAACCACAACAGAGACACUACAGAAAAUACAAUUUUCUUGGUGAUAUUGAAAGGGAAAGUUCCAUAAGGCUACUUUUUUUCUCAGUAGCUCUAAUGAUUGCACUGUUACAUAAGGCACGUAAGAGGCAGUCCAUGAAGAGUGACAGAAUACUUAGGGCCAUUUCCACAUCAGCAAUGAAGGGUAAUGGCAGUCUGGCACUACCAGGUUCUGCUGCUCCAGCACAUACAGGCUGGGCAGUACAGCUUCUCCAGCUCUCAGGCAAAACGAGUCCAUCUUCAGUGGGCUAACUAAAAGCUUGACAUGUACAAAUGUUCUACAAUAAUAUUUCUUGCUGUACCAUGUAUUUUAUACACAAAAACUUGUGUAAUAUAAUUACUCAAGCAAAUAAAGCUUUUUUGUACUGGG